Messenger RNA from Monoraphidium neglectum, 1692 nucleotides. RefSeq names its product Organic cation transporter protein. The record is from RefSeq and is a predicted model, not a curated record. Gene Ontology annotation, biological process: transmembrane transport. Gene Ontology annotation, molecular function: transmembrane transporter activity. Bases 1 to 1692 code for a protein of 563 amino acids. The transcript has 7 exons. Lineage: Eukaryota; Viridiplantae; Chlorophyta; Chlorophyceae; Sphaeropleales; Selenastraceae. Gene Ontology annotation, cellular component: membrane.
AUGUGCCUCAGCAACUGGCAAGUGCUGCGUUCUGGCAUGCACAUGCACCUGAUUUAUGCUUGGAAGGCGCAGGUUGCCAACUCAUUCUUCUUCCUCGGCUACGGCCUCGGUUCUGGCGUAUUUGGCACACUGUCGGACCGUCUCGGCCGCAAGGCCUGCCUUUUCAGCGCGGCGACGAUCAGCGCCGUGUUUGCUGCCGCCGGCUCCGGCUGCACCAGCUACUGGCCAUGGCUGGUGAUGCGCGCCCUGGCUGGUGUGGGGGCGUCGGGCACGGGACUGGGGGCGUACGUGCUGGCAACAGAGGCGAUCGGCGCGCGGUGGAGGGGUGCGCGGGUGGAGGUGGAGGUGUUCUUCAUUGCGGGCGAGUUCCUGCUGGUGCUGGUCUCGGUCGUGUUCCCCGCCUGGCGCGCGCAGGCCGCGGCGGCGGCCGUGCUGACGGGCGCGCUGCUGCUCCUGUGGCCGGUGCUGCCCGAGUCCGGGCGCUGGCUGCUGGCGCACGGCCGCAAGGACGAGGCCAUGAAGGUGCUGGAGUGCCUGGCGCGCAGGAACGGCACGCGCGCCCCAGACCAACCGCUCGCCGACAUCAACCCAAAUGGCGGAGGGGGCGCGGGCGGCGGUAGCCAGCCGCUGACGCUGGGCGCCGCGCUGCGUGAUUGGCACAUUGCGCGGAGGUUCCUGGUCCUGUCCUUCUCCUGGAUGGUCAUGUGCAUGGCCUACUAUGGCAUCUCCUUCGCCCUGUCCAGCCUGGGCGGCAGCCUGCGCACGUCCUUCAUGCUCAGCUCGAUCGCGGAGCUGCCCUCGUACCUCGUCGCCGCCUGGGCCAUCGGGGCCUUCGGCCGCCACAACACGAUGGCGGCCAUGCUCCUCGCCGGCGGCGGCGCGUGCGCGGGCUGCGCGUUCGUGCCGGCGGGCGGCGCGCGUGUCGGGCUCGCGGCGGUCGGCAAGUUUGGCAUAUCGGGCGCGUUCUCUGUCGCGUCCAUCUACACAAGCGAGCUGUUCCCGACGCUCAUCCGCACGUCCGUCCUGGGGGCCGAGAACCAGGCGGCGCGCGUGGGGGCGAUCGUGGCGCCCUUCAUCAUCAUGGCGGGCGACCGCUUUGACAACCCGGGGCUGGUGCCGUUCCUGACGAUGGGCUGCGCGGCGCUGCUGGCGGGGCUGCUGAUCUUCACGCUGCCGGAGACGCUGGGGACGCCGCUGCCGGACACGAUGGAGGACAUGGGCGUCAUCGCAUCCAUCUUCACAAACAAGACGUUCGAGAGGAAAGGCUUCAGGGCGGCCGCUACCAGCAUGUUCAAGACCCGCGUCAAGCUCCCUGCUGGUCCGGGCGCAGCCUCACGGGCGCCAGACGGCGCCGGCGCGGCGCCGGCGCAGCCGCGCGGCGCGGCGGACGCAGCAGGGCGCUCGUGGCGGUGGCUGCGCCCGGCGGGGCGCAGCGGCGAGGCGAAGGGGGUGAAGGAGGGUGCGACCAGCAUUUGGGAGGAGGACGAGGCGGGCCCGGUGGGCAAUGAUGACGUCAGCGUGAGCGUGAGCCUCAGGAUGCCGCCCGCCGCGGCGUUCCCUGAAGGCCGCGCGUGCUCCCAGCCGAGCGGCGAUUGUGAUGGCAGCACCGGCGGCGGCCCGUCGCUGAUGCCUGCCGGCGGCGGCGGCGGCGACGGCGCUGCAUCCGCGGCCGACGGCGCUGCGCCAGUCUGA